Molecule: messenger RNA, 162 nt
Organism: Dentiscutata erythropus
Lineage: Eukaryota; Fungi; Glomeromycota; Glomeromycetes; Diversisporales; Gigasporaceae
Source: the annotation of a GenBank genome assembly
AUGACGAUUGGUCCGGUUGGCACAAUUGGUCCAGCGGGCACUGUUAAUCCGGUUGGCACAAUUGGUCCAGCGGGCACUGUUAAUCCGGUGGGCACUGUUGCAGCAUUAAAUACAACACCAUAUUUGAAAUCGGUUUUGUUUUUCAUAGCAUGGAAGAACUGA